Molecule: messenger RNA, 1305 nt
Organism: Tetranychus urticae (two-spotted spider mite)
Lineage: Eukaryota; Metazoa; Arthropoda; Arachnida; Trombidiformes; Tetranychidae
Source: RefSeq, a predicted model, not a curated record
AUGGUUAAUUUGACUAGUGGUCCUAUCCAAGGUAAAGUUACUGAAUAUGAAUCGAUUGGUGUUUACCAGUUUCUUGGUAUUCCUUAUGCAAAGCCACCGGUUGGUAAGUUGAGGUUACAGUUACCAGUUAAACCAGAUCCAUGGACUGAGGUUAAAUCAGUGACUGACUUCGGUCCAGUUUGUCUCCAACCAACAAGUCCACUUGACACAAGAAGAACCAGCGAAGACUGUCUUUAUCUGAAUAUCUAUGUUAUCGAAUCAACUUUUAUUAACUCAUCAGAAAGACUGCGACCAGUACUAUUCUGGAUUCAUGGAGGAGCUUUUACAUCAGGAUCUGGCAAUGCAGACACUGGAGGUAUUCCAAUGGUCCCGUUGCGUGAUGUUAUACUUGUUACUAUGAAUUAUCGUCUUAAUGCAUUCGGUUUUAUCUACUUUGGAGCCGAUGAACCUCGAAUUCCUCCAAAUAUUGGUUUGCAUGAUCAACUAUUUGCUUUGAAAUGGGUUCAUGAAAAUAUUCAUAUGUUUGGUGGUGAUCCGAAUAGUGUGACAAUUUUCGGGGAAUCUGCUGGAUCUUGGUCAGUUUCAGCUCACCUAUUAUCCCCACUUUCCAAAGGACUCUUCAAACGAGCUAUUCUUCAGUCAGGAACAGUUUAUAUAGACCAUGAUUUAGAUACAUUGAUUACUGAUUCUUGGAAGCUUUAUAACGAAACAGCAUGUUCGAAAUCGGAAGAUGUUCUUGAAUGCAUGCAGAAUUUGACUGCAAAGGAAAUUUUGAAAGGUUUAGAAGGAUUAUACGAUAAUUCAGUUGACCUUUUACUAGGCGUUGAAAAGAAUGAAGCUUCAAUUUUCAUGAAUGGCAUCGAUCCCAUAGCCUUCAAUUACGUUUCUCCUAAGCCGAUAUCUUUUCAUGAAGCUACAAACUUUUUGGAACGUAUUUUUGAUUCUAAAUCAAUUGACUAUUUUUGUGAACUCUACAUUGGUCCGGAAACUAACAAUUCAGAUUAUUUGCGAUGUCAACUUGAAAGAGCUUACAGUGACCUUUUAUUUGUUUGUCCGACUUAUAUCUUUGGUCAUCAAUAUGCUUCUAAUUUAGGCAAACAGGGUGGUAAAGUGUAUGCUUAUUUCCACACACAAAGACCAAAAGCUUAUCUUUCUUUUUUUAACGAAUGGAUGGGAACAUUUCAUUCUUCUGAUAUUCCAUAUGUUUUCGGUUUACCUCUGAUAAAGUCUGGUUAUUCACAGAAAGAUAUUUCAUUGAGUCAUGAAAUGAUGAAAAUCUGGACUCAUUUUGCUGAAAAUGGGUAA